Messenger RNA from Cucurbita maxima (winter squash), 1256 nucleotides. Its product is annotated as two-component response regulator ARR2-like. Lineage: Eukaryota; Viridiplantae; Streptophyta; Magnoliopsida; Cucurbitales; Cucurbitaceae. The record is from RefSeq and is a predicted model, not a curated record. Gene Ontology annotation, biological process: phosphorelay signal transduction system; cytokinin-activated signaling pathway. The coding region runs from base 10 to 1161 and encodes 383 amino acids. Gene Ontology annotation, molecular function: DNA binding. The transcript has 6 exons.
UCUUGGAGGAUGGAAUUGACAAAAAAAUGGAUGCUAUACGAAGAACUCAGAGUUUUGGUGGUUGAUCAUGAUUCUACAACUCUAAAAAUUGUCUCCAAAAUGCUUGGAGUAUGUGGAUAUGAAGCUGUGAUGGCUAAAUGCGCCAUUGACGCUUUGAGGAUAGUGAAAGAGAGAAAAAAUGAUAUCCAUCUCAUUUUAACAGAUACCCAUUUGCCUGAUAUGGGUAGAUAUGAACUCCUAGAGAAGAUUAUGGAGCAAACAUCCACAUUGCCAAUUGUUACUAUGACCACCGAUGACAACGAGAUUGUAAAGUUGGGUUGCCUCUUCAAAGGAGCUAUGUUGUGUCUCGUAAAGCCACUCACCAUGAAAAACAUAAGAGAUCUUUGGCAAUUUUUAUUUAUCGGAGGAAGAGAACGAUCCAUCUCUAUUAGAACAUCGAAUCAAGUUCAAAAAGAAUUGACCGAUGAAAAUGAUGUAGACAAGAGUACCGACGAGAAAUUCCAAAAGACCAAAAGGAAAGAACACAACGAAGAUGUUAGUACUCGACAGGUAGAAGGAGAUGGUAGUGAUUCAACACGGCCGAAGAGGCCAAAGCUAAUUUGGACUCAACAAUUGCAUAAGACAUUCUUGCAAGCCAUUGAAGCACUGGGAGUUGAUAAAGCUCAUCCAAAGGAGAUACUUCAACACAUGAAUGUUCCUGGAUUAAGAAAAGAAAACGUUUCGAGUCAUUUACAGAAGUUUCGUUUCUCGUUAAAACAAGAUCAAGAUGUAAAAAAGAAACCUUUUAAAAGUUUCGAGACAGCUCAGAUUCCUAACCACCGAACGAAAUUGCCCAUCAAUGUCGAUAUUUUCAUGGCUAAGCCUCAAGAAACUCAACCUCAACCGUACAACAAUCUAUCUCCAACUUCUAUCAACUCCAAUCUUAUGGGAAUUUGUGAUGUGGUAAGUUUGGAAAGUUGUUUUUCUAAGGUGAUUACGAGCCAGACAUGUUCGAUGAACUCUACACGUCGACGAUCGCUAGAAGAUCAAGACAGACGACAAUGGUUUGAAUGUAAUAGAAAAGAAAUGACUUCAACGAUGGUGGAAGAACAAGGACAUUGCAUGUUUAAGGUUGAUGAAGAACUUGAUGGAGUUCUUGAUGUUCAUGAUUUACUUUUCUAAAGAAACUUUACUAUUGUUUAUGUUCAUGAUGAUCUUUGCCAUAGCUAAUUUGUUCGGGAUAAUAAAAGGAAGAUGCGAGGUGGGUAUUGAGUAAG